Molecule: messenger RNA, 3943 nt
Organism: Peromyscus leucopus (white-footed mouse)
Lineage: Eukaryota; Metazoa; Chordata; Mammalia; Rodentia; Cricetidae
Gene: Rnf141
Product: ring finger protein 141
Exons: 6
Coding region: 154-846 (230 amino acids)
Biological process (GO): protein autoubiquitination
Molecular function (GO): ubiquitin-protein transferase activity
Source: RefSeq, a predicted model, not a curated record
GGUGCGACUGGGACGGCCGCCGCGCCGCUGCCGCCUAGCGGGUUUAGCUGAGCAGCGGCCGCGGCGGCGUCGCUGGCUCGGGGAGAGCAUGCCUUGAACAGGAAACUAUGUGAAGCAAAACUCUUUCUGAAUUCUGAAAGACACCAUUUCACCAUGGGACAGCAAAUUUCGGAUCAGACGCAGUUGGUUAUUAACAAGUUACCAGAAAAAGUAGCAAAACACGUCACCUUGGUUCGAGAAAGUGGCUCCUUAACUUAUGAAGAGUUUCUUGGGAGAGUAGCUGAACUCAAUGAUGUAACUGCUAAGGUAGCUGCUGGCCAGGAAAAACAUCUUCUCUUUGAGGUACAACCUGGGUCUGAUUCCUCUGCAUUUUGGAAAGUGGUUGUACGGGUGGUCUGUACCAAGAUUAACAAAAGCAGUGGUAUUGUGGAAGCAUCACGGAUCAUGAAUUUAUACCAGUUUAUUCAGCUUUAUAAAGACAUCACAAGUCAAGCUGCUGGAGUGUUGGCUCAGAGCUCCACCUCUGAAGAGCCUGAUGGGGACCCAUCCUCUGUAACCUCGUGUCAGGCUAGUCUGUGGAUGGGCAGGGUGAAGCAGCUGACUGAUGAGGAGGAGUGUUGUAUCUGCAUGGACGGCCGGGCUGACCUCAUCCUGCCCUGUGCUCACAGCUUCUGUCAGAAGUGUAUUGAUAAAUGGAGUGAUCGACACAGGAACUGCCCCAUUUGUCGCCUACAGAUGACUGGAGCAAACGAAUCGUGGGUGGUGUCAGAUGCACCCACUGAAGAUGACAUGGCUAACUAUAUUCUUAAUAUGGCUGAUGAGGCAGGCCAGCCCCACAGGCCCUGAGUGGGGAAGACUCUUGUUCUUGUGAGCUCCAAAUACACUGUGGUCCCAGAGGAGGAGUGGAGGGGUGCGGUGCACACAGGAAGAUCAGGUUUCCCACCCUCUUAUUUUUGCUAUUCUGAUGAUAUGUCCCAUUCUGAAAUAAACUCCCAUGUCUUCCAGGUAGGGUGGGUUACACUUUGCUACUGUUUGGCCAGGUCCCCGCUGUCCCCCUGGUCUUGGUUGCUCUUGAGCCCUUUGCUACAGAUAGCAGCAAUACUUGACACUACUGCUUUUCAGGGACGGGGUGUUCUGUGUCUUUUUAGCUAGGUUUACAAUUGAGAGUGUUCAAGGUUGUAGCCAUCUGAGAUAAAGGAGUGAAACUAACGUCUCAGUGGGAGUUGCUUCUGCCGGGACCUGAGGAGCGUGCACUCCGCCCCCUUGUGGUUCAUUCUGGAUCCUUUUCUACCAGGCCCCAUUGCUUCCUGAUGUCUGUGGAACUUCAGCAGUGGGUUCUGGGACUGCUUUUUAUCGUGCUGCAGCACUCGGAGAAGGACUUCGAGGUUGGGACUUCGUCUUGCAGAUGGACUCCACUGGAAGAAUCUUUGUGGCUGUUCUCUGGACUUGGGGAGGUGUUCAUAGUGCCCAUGUGGCUUGGCUUUUCAAAAGGAAAUCUUUUUUUAUUGCAGACACACGUUUAUAUUUCCAGGUUACACUGAGUCAUCCAGUCCUGAGCUAGAGUGUUUACUUUAGAGAAAGACACUGUUCAGAGGCUUCCGUUUCCUCAGUUCUCUUAGAUUAAAAGAAAAGGAAGAUCAGAUGAAGCUUUUCACCACACAUUUGUAAACCUCUGAAAUCCAGAGAGCGAUUACCUUUCUUCCCGUUUCUCUGAACUCCUUCGAAGUCUGAAGAGAGUACGGUAAUAGGAGUACAGCCCUCGGCCAAUCCCGGCCAUGGCUAAUGGAGUAAGAACGUUGAUGUUAACAGUUCAGCCUAUAAUAAAACUAGUGCAUGAAAUCAAGUCACCUUGAAGAAAUUUUAGCAUUCCAUAGAAAUUUUCUCACUGAUUAAUUGCAAAUGUUCCUAUUUUCCUAAGUACAAAGGUACAUGAUUGAAGUUGCUGCUUAUUGAUUUUUUGAUUAAAAUCUUAAUGAGCAUGCAAAUAAACUCCCUUUCAAAGAAAAAGACCUGACUUGAUUCUGCCCCCCAAAUACUGAAGACUUCAGUUGUCUACCAACUGUCACGACGGGACAGUGAAGGACCAAAUGGCUGAGGAGUCCUUGCGGGUGUGGAGGCCGGUGCAGUGCUGGCCUCUGGCCUGGCCUGGCUGUGUGUGAUGUUUCCCAGCCCGAGACAGCCAGCUUUAUCUGCUGUAGGCUCCUGUUGGGAAACAGACUGUAUCUGUGGUUUUCAAACCUUAGCAGUGAAACUUCCAGUAAAAUGUGAGAGUCCAUAUGCACCGAGUGUAUGCACACAUGCUACUGCAGUUAUACAGAAGCUGCAUUUUAUUAAUAUAGGGGUCCUUUUUAUCAGCUUCGUACAGUGUGGUCACCAUUACGUCAGUGUAGGAAAACAUCACAAUGAUUGGUGAUACAGUUUCAUUAGAAUUUAGUGAGUAACAAAUUGGUGUGAUGAGAAGCUUUUGUUUUGUAAAAAUAAUAUUUCAGGACUGGGGGUGUGGCUCAGUUGGUAGAGUGUUUGCCUAGCAUAUGUGAAGCCCUGGGCUCCAUCCCAGCACCGCAUAAAAACAAACAGUCCUGGUGGUACCUGGAACCCCAGCACUUGAGAGGGGGAAGCAGGAAGGUGAGAAGUUCAAGGACAUCCUCAUCUGCACAGUGAAUUCAAGGCCAGCCUGGGCUACAUUGAGACCCUGUUUCAAAAAAAUUGUGGGUAGAGGCUGGAGAACUGGUCCAGUGGUUAAGAGCAAUUGCUGUUCUUGCAGAGGACCUGAGUUCAAUUCCCAGCACCUGUGUUUGUUGUUCACAGCAGCCUGUAAUUCCAGCUCCAGGGGAUCCAGUGCCCUCUUCUGACCUUCUAAGGCACUUGAAUACUUGUCACAUACACACCCCAAAAAUAAAUCUUUAAAACGUUUUAAAAUUUGUAUUUGCAGAUGUUUCAACUUCCUCUGUUGAUUCUCAAGUGCUCUGUGGAACAUUUUUAAAACCCUGAGAUAAGUGACCCUCUGAAAUAUUUUCCAGCCUUAAAAAUCGAAAUUGUCCUUUUGGAUUAGUCUUGCUGGUUUAAUUCAAAUUGCCUAAUUGAAAAAUGUUUCUGAAAAUGAAGAACAUAGCUUUAUGGGUUUGGUAUCUUUUCAGCAAUAGACAAAACUUUGCUUCCCCAGAAUCCUUCACAUGUGAAGGAAUUAAACGGUGAAUCCAGUGACUUGAUAUUGUCCACAGCCCUUUCCUUACAGUCUGAGCUCCAAGAUAUGAACUGAUCCACUGUGAGAUGCCAGUGUCUCCCCUCGCCUCAUCAAGUAAAUGAGCAAAGCUCUUUGCCCAUCUUUCUUCAUAUAUGGAUGGUAGGUAGGGCCUGCCUGCUGUAGUAUCCGAUCAUAAAGUUGUCACUUUGUCUCACGAGUAUAUAUACACCUUUUCUACUCUAUACAGCUUUGUCUUUUUAAAAUAAUACUGAAUGCACUUACCAUAGUAGAGAAUCGUGUGCCUUCUGCAAUGUGUGAACUGCCUCCUGCUCUGGGGACCCUUUGUAAUUUGGAUUGUUAGUGCUCUGCUCACUCAGUAACUGGGUUGACUCGGAUGCUGUAGACACUGGAUUUCAGAAGAUGAGUUUAGCUGUGUACUGCUGUAAAGACUGAGAGCAGCGGAAGCUGUUUUAUUCUUAGGAGAAACUGAUGCAAUGUGCAAUAAGUAAACCUUGCAAGUGAACAUUAGCUAAUGACAGACUUUUGCUUAUAUAAUUUCACAUUCUUAUGUACUAAAUAUUUAUAUUUAUUAGAAGACUUUUAUAUUGUGCUCUGGGGAUUGUGUUUGCGUGCUGUUUUGAGAUGAUUUCCUUAUAUUAAUAUAUAUCUGGGUAAUAAGGCUGCUUGGAAACCUUUUGGUUCCCUGAUUUUUAACACUGGGAAGUUGGGUUCAUUAAAAGAUAGUAUGAAUAAUUUGCA